UUCGCUCCCCUCUUUUUUCCCCCAAUUGCUUUCUCCCCUACCCCGAUUCCCUUUAUUUUUUCCCCCAAUUUCCCAAAAUCGGUAGCCCUUUUAUUUUUCCCAAACCAUUUCUCCCCCUACCCCGAUUCCCUUUAUUUUCCCCCCAAUUUCCCCAAAUCGGCAGCCGUCUGCAUCUCCUCAUCUUCUUCCUCACAUUUCAUUCGUCCCAAAAAACAUUUCUAUUCCUCUUUUAUACAAACAAAAAAUAAUGGCUUCACCGUUGCUUCAUCUUCUUCCUUUACCAUGCUUCAUUUAGCUUCAUUGUUCUCCAUUUUCGUAUUAGUUAACGCAAGAAUCCCCGGUGUUUACACUGGUGGAUCCUGGGAAACUGCUCAUGUCACUUUCUAUGGCGGCAGUGAUGCUUCUGGCACAAUGGGUAAGUAAAUUUAUUUCAUUAAACAAAAAAAUCCAUUUUUAUUCGCUGCUCAAAUUUCACUAUCUUUUCUAUUCAAAUUUUGGAGGAGUGCGCUCGUACAGGGACAAUGAUUGUUCACUGGAUAAAAAAGGCACCACUUUAUUGGUAUGCUCCAAAAGGUUUAAAUUCAGCUCGAAUAUAUUUUACAUGCCAUAACUUUGAGUACCAAGGGACUGCAUCUGCUUCAGAAUUGGCAUCUUGUGGUCUGGAUGCCCAGGAGUUAAAUAGACCUGAUAGGAUGCAAGAUAACACAGCACAUGACAGUGUCAAUCCUGUUAAGGGUGCAAUUGUGUUCUCUAACAUAGUGAUGACAGUAUCACCCACUUAUGCACAAGAAGUCCGAACUGCUGAGGUAAGAAUAUUUUGUAGUUUUUCUUUCAAGAUCAUGGUCUUCCUUUUAUAA
Messenger RNA from Gossypium raimondii (Peruvian cotton), 857 nucleotides. Its product is annotated as probable starch synthase 4, chloroplastic/amyloplastic. The record is from RefSeq and is a predicted model, not a curated record. Lineage: Eukaryota; Viridiplantae; Streptophyta; Magnoliopsida; Malvales; Malvaceae. Bases 522 to 857 code for a protein of 111 amino acids. The transcript is spliced from 3 exons.